Molecule: messenger RNA, 903 nt
Organism: Penicillium mononematosum
Lineage: Eukaryota; Fungi; Ascomycota; Eurotiomycetes; Eurotiales; Aspergillaceae
Exons: 2
Coding region: 1-903 (300 amino acids)
Cellular component (GO): membrane
Source: RefSeq, a predicted model, not a curated record
AUGCCUCAACUCUCACUAACGACUCUCUCCGGAGUCGACCCGACUACCGAUGACGACCACCACUUCGAGACGUCUUGGAUCUUACCUCCUGCCAUCCUCGCCUGUCUUCGCGGUCUAAUCUCACUGUACAUUUUCGUCUCCAUCUUCAUCUUCUGGGGCUGGUAUGGCACCCACGAUGACCGCGCUUCGAUUGGUCACUCCUUCAGCUACUUCACCUGGCUGACUUACUGGGGUAUUGGCUUCUACAUGCUCUUCGCCGCUAUCCAUACGGCCUGCUAUGCACGAACGGGCCGCUCGCUUCUCCUCGACCGUUGGCCGCGAGCCUUCCGCGUACUACACAGCCUGUUGUAUGUGACAGUCACGACGUACCCGUUUCUCGUUACGAUUGUCUACUGGGCUCUGCUCUUCGCUCCCCCCUGGUUCGAGAAGAUAUUCACCGGCUGGCAAAAUAUCUCCCUACACUGCCUGAACUCCGUCUAUGCCCUGCUGGAAAUCGUACUCCCAGCCACGGCGCCGCACCCAUUUAUUGCAAUCCCGUUCCUAAUCCUCAUGCUCCUCCUUUAUCUCUGCGUUGCAUACAUAACCCAUGCAACCGAGGGCUGGUAUCCGUACUCGUUCCUCGACGUCGACCAUGGACAGAAGAGCAUUCUUGUGAUGGGAUACUGUUUUGGCAUCUUGGCUGCCGUUCUGGUUCUCUUCCUCGUUUCCUGGGCCCUGGUCCAUCUGCGCCGCCGUCUGACACACGGUAAGAUUAAGCGGGCGAGGCGGGAUCCGCUACGCGCGCACGAUGCUUUUGUUGGGACGUGCGGUGGUGAGCAAUUGAAUGAGAUGAAGAGUAUGCCGGUCUAUGGGGAGGUGAUGGGUCGGUUUACUUCUUCUGGCGGAAAUUGCCUAGGCGGAUAG